Molecule: messenger RNA, 999 nt
Organism: Wallemia ichthyophaga EXF-994
Lineage: Eukaryota; Fungi; Basidiomycota; Wallemiomycetes; Wallemiales; Wallemiaceae
Product: Casein kinase II subunit alpha
Exons: 6
Coding region: 1-999 (332 amino acids)
Biological process (GO): protein phosphorylation; regulation of transcription by RNA polymerase III; regulation of transcription by RNA polymerase I
Cellular component (GO): nucleus; protein kinase CK2 complex; cytosol
Molecular function (GO): ATP binding; protein serine/threonine kinase activity
Source: RefSeq, a predicted model, not a curated record
AUGCCACCAAGCAUUAGUCGCGUAUACGCUGAUGCCAACGAGAAGCACAGCCGCUCUUGGUGGGAUUAUGACAAUUUGACUGUGUCCUGGGGGGAGCAGAUAUCGUAUGAGAUUGUGAGAAGAGUCGGCCGUGGAAAGUACUCGGAGGUAUUUGAGGGCAUAAACAUCAACAACGACGAAAAGUGCGUUAUUAAGGUCCUCAAGCCCGUAAAGAAGAAGAAGAUCAAGAGAGAAAUCAAGAUAUUGCAAAAUUUGGCUGGCGGUCCGAAUGUAAUCGCUUUGCUGGAUGUUGUUAGGGAUCCAAACUCAAAGACUCCUUCUAUUAUAUCCGAGUACAUCAACAACACCGACUUCAAGCUGCUCUACCCAAAGCUGACAGAUUUCGAUAUAAGAUUCUACAUCAACGAAUUGCUCAAGGCACUCGAUUUCUGUCACUCAAAGGGUAUCAUGCACAGGGAUGUUAAGCCUCACAACGUCAUGAUAGAUCACCACAAGAGAAGGCUUAGGCUGAUCGAUUGGGGCUUGGCUGAGUUUUACCAUCCAGGCACAGAGUACAACGUCAGAGUCGCAUCGAGAUACUUCAAGGGGCCAGAGCUGUUGGUUGACUUCCAAGAGUACGACUACUCAUUGGACAUGUGGUCUUUGGGUUGUAUGUUCGCGUCCAUGAUAUUCAGGAAGGAGCCUUUCUUCCAUGGACACGACAACUACGAUCAGCUGGUUAAGAUCGCAAAGGUGUUGGGUACAGACGAACUCUACUCGUACCUCGACAAGUACAACAUCGAGCUCGACAGCCACUACGAUGGGAUCCUCGGCAGAUACGCUCGUAAGCCAUGGAAUAAGUUUAUUAACUCAGAGAACCAGCAAUGGGUUUCGGCUGAAGCAAUCGAUUUCCUCGACCACCUGCUGAGAUACGACCACCAGGAGAGAUUGACUGCACAAGAAGCGAUGGCUCACCCGUACUUUGAACCAGUGCGUAAUUCUGACAUUAGACCAACGUAA